AUGGGAAAUAUAGUAAUCGGAACAAAUCUUAAUCUUUGGUUCUUGGCUGAGUAUGCAAGUUUCUGUUCUGUUCUGUUGGCUGCAAGUGAUCUGUUCUUAUGGCUGCUAUGGUCAGUUCUGAUCUGUUCUAACUGUUGCUGGUGUAUCGAUCUGAGUAUGAAAGCUGCUGAAAUUCAACCAUCUAUAAUUUUUUUUGAUGAGAUUGAUGGGUUGGCACCUUGCCGCACUAGGCAGCAAGAUCAGACACAUAAUUCAGUUGUUUCCACCUUGCUUGCUCUAUUAGAUGGUUUAAAAUCUAGAGGCUCAGUUGUAGUAAUAGGCGCAACAAAUCGUCCUGAUGCUGUUGAUCCAGCUUUAAGACGACCUGGUAGGUUUGUUAGGGAGAUUUAUUUCCCACUUCCAUCAGUUGAGGACAGAGCAGCUAUUCUCUCGCUUCACACACAAAGUUGGCCAAAGCCAGUCACUGGAUCAGUGCUCAAUUGGAUUCCUAGAAGAACUGUAGGUUUUGCUGGUGCUGAUCUGCAGGCUCUUUGUACCCAAGCAGCCAUUAUAGCCCUGAGGAGGAACUGCCCCUUGCAAGAAAUAUUGUCUGUAGCUGAAAAGAAAGCUUCUCAUGGUAAACGUCCUCUUCCCACCUUUGCGGUGGAGGAGAGGGAUUGGUUGGAGUCUCUUGCAUGUGCACCACCUCCAUCCUCUCUGGCUGCAAAUGAUGUGGUAUCCUCACCUCUUCGCAGCCAUCUUAUUCCUUGUCUGCGGCAACCGCUGUCUAGAUUGCUUGUUUCCCUUUAUCUUGAUGAACGUCUCUUGUUGCCUCCUCAUCUUUAUAAAGCUGCCACACUCGUCAAAAGUGUAAUUGUUUCUGCUUUGGAUAAGGAGAAAGUGCCGAGUGAUCAUUGGUGGUUCCGUGUUCAUGACUUGCUUCAAGAAACAGAUGUUUUGAGAGAGAUUGAGAUUAACCUUUCACGUGGUGGCAUUUUAAUUGGACAGGCUAGUGAUUCCAAUUUUGAUGAUUGGGGUGAGGGUACUAAUGAUGACAGUUUGAAGUACAAAUAUCCAAAAGAUCAGCAAAUAGGUACUCGACCUAGUUUGUUGCAGAAUAUAUAUUAUGCAUCAGCAAAUAAGUUAGGAUUCCGCAUGCUGAUUUCUGGAAGCCCCAGAUCUGGCCAGAGGUAUCUUGCUUCUUGCCUUCUCCACUGCUUUGUUGGGAUUGGGAAUAUGGAAAUCCAAAAGGUUGAUUUGGCUACAAUUUCACAAGAGGGACACAGAGAUGUAACUCAAGGAGUAACUCGAAUAUUAGGUGUCUUGCAAAUUAUGCUGUAUUAUAGAAGUUCUUGUGAUUAUUGGACCAGAUUUUGGGCUGUUUCUGGGCUGAACUGGUGCCCUGAGGUCUUUGCUGGUAUGCUGAGGCUGUUGAGCAGAUCUGCUAUGCUGAUUGAUCUGAGCUGAAAAGGGAGGUUGAUUCUGGGUUGAUCUGGUGCCCUGAAGCCAUGGUUUGCAUAGGUCUGCUCUGCUGCCUAUUGAACAGAGUUGCUAUGCUGCUGAUUUCUGAUAUGUUCAAAUACAGUCUUGGUUUCUGCUGUGUUGUAAUAAUUGCUCAGAUAUGUUUAGGCUAUUCUUGGCAUUAGGACUGAGAUGCAGGUAAAUCUGUCGCCAAUAUUUGGAGGUGGAAGCUGGGCUUUGCAGAUUGGUAGUCUCGCUGAGGUAGGCAGCUGGUCUGUUUUGUCUGUGAAGGUAAUCUGGCUCCAAUGUUGCUCUAUUGGAAUGAUCUAUCUGCUCUGUUGGAAGUUGGAAGCUGGUCUGGCUCCACUGUUGCCCCCUUGGAAUGUAGCAGAUUGUAAUAGCCUCAUACCUUGUUAUUUUCUUUGAUUUUUUUGUUCUUUUAAUUUUUGGUGAGAGCAAAGUGUAGUUUGAGAUUGAAUUUUUAGUGAUUGUUUUUGCCAAAACACAGAUUGUACGUACUAUUGCUCUUGUAUAUAUGUUAAAUUCUCAAGUUUUCUUCUUAGUUAAAUUCUUUGGCUGUGUUGAAUGAAUUUUGUUCCUUAAUUGUGGUACCGAAACUGUGAGCAAUUUUUAAUUU
This is a messenger RNA of Camellia sinensis, 2077 nucleotides long. The record is from RefSeq and is a predicted model, not a curated record. Lineage: Eukaryota; Viridiplantae; Streptophyta; Magnoliopsida; Ericales; Theaceae.